Messenger RNA from Etheostoma cragini (Arkansas darter), 2214 nucleotides. RefSeq lists its product as uncharacterized. NCBI's taxonomy places the organism in Eukaryota, Metazoa, Chordata, Actinopteri, Perciformes, Percidae. The coding region runs from base 74 to 880 and encodes 268 amino acids. The transcript has 2 exons. The record is from RefSeq and is a predicted model, not a curated record.
GAGUAGUCACAGUGCUUCUCCAGACUCAAGCAAGACUAAUAAGAAGAACAAAUGCAUUGACAAAAAAGGGGACAUGAAAACGCUCAAGAAAAGACGGCCGUGCAAAGAUACAAGCAAAACCUCUGCCCUAAAAAAGAAAGCCAAGUCUAAAUCAGUAGACCAACAACAGGCUAAAGCAGCCGCAAUAGAAAGCUCACCUGAUGUGGAAGGUAAAGCAAAAGAAGGAACAACGGAUACAACACACGACAGCUCUGGCGCCAAAUCCAAGAAACCUCAUGUCACGAGAAAUUCAGACCCCAGCAAGGCGAAUAGGAAGCACAAGAAUGUUCAUAAAGAGGGUGACACAAAGAUUGACAAGAAGAAAUGCAAAGACCAGGGUGCUUCAUCAGCAUUUAGCAAGACUGCAAAGUCCGAAACUAAAAUCCAACCGCUCACUGAGGGGAAAACAGAAGUAGACGGGAGCGCUGUAGGUGACAAGGGAGAAACUUCAGUGGAAACACCACAACCUACAAUUAGCAGGGCUGGUUACUCUGUAAUGACGAACGGACAAGUAACCAGAGAAGAUGUUGAAUCUACGGUGCUUAAGAACGCUCUGGAAGGGUAUAGUAAGAGGCCAUUUAUGCGCCUGCCACCUACAGCGUACCUGGAUGAGAAGUACAUCACCAUGCCAAAACGAAGGAAGGAGCUGUCGUUUUUCCAGUCGUCUCCGAGAACCCUCCCCAUGGCUCAGCAGACCUACGUCACAACGGCUCUGCAGAGACAACGAUGUGCCAACUGUUUUGUCACUUUCAACAGUGCCGAGGAUCUGCAGAGUCAUCUCCAACUGCAGAAGUGCUCAAACAUCUUUGGAUUUGACUCCGAUGAUGAGGGCAACAGUUGAACAUGUCUAAUAAAGUCUGAGUGAAUUGAUAUUUUGGAUGCAUAAUAUACUGACCUGCGUGAAGCCCACCAGAGCAAUCCUGACUCAACAGAUCCAUGUUCUCUGGGUGACAUGUUCAUUGCAGUGGGCAACGACUCAGGCAUCUGGAACCUGGGAACUGACAGGAAUACCUGACUUUUACCGCAGCACGUGCCUGUAGGAGCAGUCAGAACACGAGACAACCGUUUGACAAAAGACAACUGAACUGAAUCCCAGUCAGACCGCAGAACAGCUAGUACUGAAGUGCCUGCUCUGGAACCGCCGUGCUGUUUCCAGCUGCUUCACCUGGUAUGGAGAUUAACAAUUGUGGCUUAAAGACUGAACUCUUGAAAGCUGUGAAAAAAAAACACUUGCGCCAGAUGACAAGGCUGCUCCUGCUAUCACUAGGAUACAUAUUUUUCACAUCAGUAAGCCAUAUAAUGCCAUUAUUUGCUUUUUGCACUCUUUUCAUACAAUUUCAUUUUGCUUAAACUCAACGUGGCGGAGAUUGUGAAACGACUGAAGCAUCUUACACGUCAUGCUAUUUUAACAUCCUGAGGUUGCAUAUAAUUUUCUUACAUUUGCAAAGUUGUAUCAGAGUCUUCUUUGGGAAAAUGUAAUGUAUAACUCUUCUUUAAAUACUAAUUGUAUUUCUUAUAUCCCUAUGGGGUUGAUUAUGUACGUGUGUGUCCUCACCAUAAAUAACCAGUAGGGCGCAGUGUCCACCAAUCUCUUUAGGUUAACGGAUUUGUUUUAGUUUUUUUCCCCUCUUGCAAAACAUAAGUUUUGUAAUAUGUUUUGCAACAGCAGGAUUUCUACAUAAAAAGCUGCUCCACUGUAUUUUAUCACUGGAUGGACUUAAGAAAUGGCUUCACGUCCUGCUACCAACAACAAAAUGUGCCAGUAUCCCGCUGAUAUUUUGCUGGUUUCUGUCACACUGAACUGGUUCAGUUAAUUAUUUGCUCUCAGUGGAGCAGCUGACAUUCUUGCUUCCUAUAGUUUCUCACUUAAACAUAGAUUUUAUCUACUGAACUGUCUAAGACCACAGAAACAUUGUGAUUUCUCUUUUAGGUUGAAUGUUCUUUCCUUCAAAGAGAGAGUCAUAAACAACCAGUUUGUAAGUGUUACCCGGAGACUUCAUCCGUCUUUCAUGAGCAGCGGCAGGUUAUAUUUAUUUAAGUCUUUUUUUUUUCUUUUUUCUUUUUUAAAAUCUUUUUGUAAAUAUAUUAAGAGUUUCAGUGACUUAUUAUAAAAGGGGAUGUCAGAGCUGGGUUUAUAUUUUGUUCUUGUAAAAAUAAAACUUAUUUCGAAUGGCA